Messenger RNA from Penicillium nucicola, 1299 nucleotides. RefSeq lists its product as uncharacterized. The record is from RefSeq and is a predicted model, not a curated record. The coding region runs from base 1 to 1299 and encodes 432 amino acids. NCBI's taxonomy places the organism in Eukaryota, Fungi, Ascomycota, Eurotiomycetes, Eurotiales, Aspergillaceae. The transcript is spliced from 2 exons.
AUGGCGUCAACACCCCCACCUCCAUCACCAACGUCGCUCCGGGUGCCUCGAGCACCGCGUUUUGGACCCAAGCACGAUAAUUACGAACCCUACCCUACUCGGUCUUCCGCUAGACUAGCAGGUCAACGAGAAGUCAAGUCCCGUCAAAUUACGCCACCCACAAGUCACUCCAGCGCACCAAACAAAAUGGGUGUUCCUAAGAGAACCCUUUCGCCCUUUUCACCUGGAACUGGCCAAUCUGCCCCCAGAAAAGCUGCAAACUCUCGCAUCUCACAAUUUGAUUCUGAAUCCUCACAUCCCCACACUUCGGCUAGUCAACCAUCCCGAUCAUCUGCAGAACGAGCUUUACCUACUCCUGCCAAGACACCCUCGAAGAAGAAGAUAAUUAGCACUGAGUCUUCCACCUCUCGCGCCAUUUUCCCUCCAAGCUCUACCCCGAGACGCAAGAAGGUAGACAUCGCAAUGGAUCCAUUCGACGACCUUGGAACCCCCCUGACUGGCUCGACUGGAUACACUACUCAUGUCCGAGGCCAAACUGAUCCAGCUCUGAUGCGUGAUCUGGGUAUUCCAUCUUUCCCAAUUCACACUGAUUCGCGUGACCGUAUUCCCAUGCGCGCUGGACUUGGUGGAAACCCCUUUGCCUCCAAGCCUGGCAGACCCACAACUCGUUCGACAACCACCCACGAUGAUGGAGUCUGGUAUGUUUGCCGUGGCAAGAAAGUCUUCAAGCGUUUUGAUGAAAUGGAAGCAGAUGAGGAUGAAGAUGAGGAUGACCUCGGUCUCUUGGCUCGCCGCCCUGACCUGUUCGCUGAUGAGCCCGACAUGUUGAAGAAGGUCAAGCCUCUCACCCGAUCUUCUAUCAAGCCUCGUACUCUAUUCAAACAGCCUGAGCCCGAGAAAGAGCUCGCCGAAGAGGAAGAUCUCACUGAUGUCGAAGAUAAUGAUGCCCCAUCUCCGACUCCUGCCGAUCCUGCUUACGACUUUGCUGUUGACACCGUCACUCCUGAAUUCGAACCAAUCGACUCUCUUGUCGCUCCUGGUGCACCCGGCAGCAAAAUCAUCCCUACAUCCAACAACAUGGUCCCUGGGUCCAACAAACGAGUUCGCACCGACAGCGGCGCUAGUCUCCUCAAUUAUUACCCUCUCACCAAGAAGCUAUCUGCAGUUGAGACCCGCGCUGAUCGCCUCAAGCGUUCCCGCGAGUCGCGAGGCAGCCCUGCUCCACGCAUCCGGAAGGCUCUGCGCAGUGGAACUUCUGCGGAGGCUCCGACCUCUUCGGAGCCUGUCGCUGACGUCUAG